AUUCAGUUUUUUAGCAAAAUGAAGAAGUGGAUGGACAUGUCAAACCUGCCCCAGGAAUUCCGAGAGCGAGUUGAGAGGCUGGAGAGAAAUUUUGAAGUGUCAACCGUGAUUUUCAAAAAGUUUGAACCAAUAUUUUUUGAUAUAUUUCAAAAUCCUUAUGAAGAAACUUCCAAACCGCAUCGAAGCCGGAAGCAGAGGCGGGUGCCAUGCAGCGUCAAAGAUCUCUUCAACUUCUGCUGGACUCUCUUUGUGUACACCAAGGGUAAUUUCCGUAUGAUUGGAGAUGAUUUAGUAAAUUCCUAUCAUUUACUUCUGUGCUGCUUGGACCUGAUUUUUGCCAAUGCCCUUCUGUGUCCAAACAGAAGAGACUUGCUAAAUCCAUCGUUCAAAGGCUUGCCAGUGGAGUUCCAGGCUCUGGGGAUCCCAGGCUCCGAGGAGCCUCCCUGCAUCAUCGCCCUGCUCUGCGAGCUGCACGACGGGCUCCUCGUGGAAGCCAAGGGCAUCAAGGAGCACUACUUCAAACCUUACAUUGCAAAGCUCUUUGCCAGGAAGAUCUUAAAAGGAGAUUGUCUGUUGGAUCUUUGCAACUUCACAGAAAAUAGCAAAGCACUGAACAAAGAGUAUGAGGAGUAUGUUCUGACCGUGGGUGACUUUGAUGAGAGAGUUUUCCUGGGAGCUGAUGCUGAAGAAGAAAUUGGCACUCGAAAAUUCCCUGCAGAUGUGGCAGGAGAGAAAACAGCAGCAAGAGCUCACAUGGAGUGUCAUCUGCAGCAGCAUUUUGAAAAGAAAAGGUCGUUUGCUCCUUCCACUCCACUGACUGGCAGGAGGUACCUGCGGGAAAAGGAAGCUGCCAUCACUCCGGUGGCUUCGGCCACGCAGAGCGUGAGCCGUCUGCAGAGCAUGGUGGCUGGGCUGAAAAAUGCACCAAGUGAACAGCUUACAGCUAUUUUUGAGUCUUGUGCCCGCAGCCCCUUGGAAAGCAUCGUGAGCAGAGUGAAGGAGAUUGGUGAGACCUUCUGCUGCAGCUACACUCAGUCAACAGAUGAGCAGCCAGGAUCUCACAUAGAUUUUGCUGUAAACAGAUUAAAACUGGCAGAGAUCUUGUACUAUAAAAUCUUGGAGACUAUAAUGGUGCAAGAAACACGGAGACUGCAUGGGAAGGAUCUGACUGCGCUGCUGGAGCAGGACCUGUUCCACCGCUCGCUGCUGGCCUGCUGCCUGGAGCUCGUGCUCUUCGCCUACAGCUCCCCGCGCACCUUCCCCUGGAUCAUCGACGUCCUGGACCUCAGGCCUUUCUACUUCUACAAGGUUAUUGAAGUGCUGAUUCGGUCUGAGGAAGGGCUGUCCAGAGACAUGGUGAAGCAUCUCAAUAGCAUUGAGGAACAGAUUCUGGAGAGUCUGGCCUGGACUCGGAACUCAGCACUCUGGAAUGCACUCGAGGCCUCAGAAAACAAAGUCCCAACCUGUGAAGAAGUCAUAUUUCCCAGUAAUUUUGAGGCCAGCAAUGGAGGAAGUGGGUUUGGGCACUUGCCCAUGAUGCCUUUAUCUCCCAUAGUUCAUCCUCGAGUGAAGGAGGUUCGGACAGACCUUGGUGGGAGUUUAAGGCGAGACGUGCAGCCGUUGUCCCCAAUCUCCGUUCACGAGCGCUACAGUUCUCCUACAGCUGGGAGUGCCAAGAGAAGGCUCUUUGGAGAUGACAGCCCCAAAGAAAUGCAGAUAGAAAAAAUCUUAACGAAAGGAACUAAGCUGACAAUUGCUCCAGCAUCAAGCAUUGGUGCUGAAAACAUGUCAGCAUCUCCUGGCCAGACAGUGCUGACCAUGACAACCGCUACAGGACCAGGAAAAGCAGGACAGAAGGUCACUAUCCCACUGCAUGGUGUUGCAAAUGACAUGGGUGGAAUCACCUUGGUCCCCAUCUCGAUGAAUUUAGGCCAGCCCUGUAAAGUGGACGUGCAGGCUCCCUGCCACCCUCCUGGGAGCCAAGCACAAGAGGUGCAGCUGCCAGCAGCCAGCAAACCAAAGAGGACAGGCUCCUUGGCACUGUUCUACAGGAAGGUGUAUCACCUGGCAAGUGUGCGCUUGCGCGACCUGUGCUUGAAACUGGAUGUUUCCAACGACCUGCGCAGGAAGAUCUGGACGUGUUUCGAGUUCACCUUGGUUCAUUGUGCUGAUCUCAUGAAAGACAGGCAUUUGGACCAGCUCCUCCUCUGUGCAUUUUAUAUCAUGGCCAAGGUAACCAAAGAGGAAAGAACUUUCCAGGACAUAAUGAAAAGUUACAGAAAUCAGCCACAAGCCAACAGCCAUGUUUAUAGGAGUGUCUUGUUGAGAAAUACUUCUGAUGAUGUCGCAUUGGACAAAAAUGCAAACCCAGACACAGAGAUGACAGAAGACUCAUCUGUGAAAGCUGGCAGCUCCUCAGGACGAUCUGCAGCAGAGAACUCGAGUGAAUCAGAAACAGAGGAGAGAGGAGAUCUUAUUAAAUUUUACAACGCGGUCUACGUAGGAAGAGUAAAGUCAUUUGCACUGAAGUAUGAUAUCACAAACCAGGAUCAUGUGGUGGAGGCGCCGCCGCUGUCGCCGUUCCCCAGCGUGCGGCAGCAGCCGCUGUCGCCGCGGCGCGUGUCGCAGCAGCACUCGGUGUACGUGUCCCCGCACAAGAGCAGGAACCAGAACAAGGGCGGCGCCUGCCUGCCGCCCCCCGCCGCGCUGCUCUACAGGUUCAACGGCAGCCCUUCCAAGAGUUUGAAGGACAUCAACAAUAUGAUAAAACAAGGUGAACAUAGGAGUAAGAAGCGAGCAAUAACAAUUGACAGUGACACUGAAUCCCCCACGAAGCGACUCUGCCAGGAAAACGAUGAUGUUCUACUAAAACGUCUGCAGGAUGUUGUCAGUGAAAGAGCAAAUCGCUAAAAAACUUCUGUUUUCUGAGGGAUCUCUAAGUUACAGAGCUGGAUUCAGCUAUUGUGCUUUUUAUUUCUUGGUUUUGUACAUAGACAACUGCCAAGUUCCUUCAACACUGAACUUUCACCUGACUUCCACAGGACGCAGAAAGUGAGAGUUAUGUAGGAAAUGCCAGUGAUCUUCAUUCCCAAAGAGCACACUGUGCUGUAACUUACUCUGAGCUAUUUUAGCUGAAGAGUGUUCUGUGAAAGCCAUACUGGAUGUUCUCAAGCCUCAUUUAGAGCAUCGUGAGUUCUGAGUGUAACUCAGCUUGUAAUACCGGCUUUAUUGUUGGAAUAACAGUGAUAAAUGAGUGAAAUCAGUGAAGUUUCCUUUUGGUAUUUGGAGAAGAAAUUUGCAAAGUGCCUUAUUUGGAAAGAAUAGUGAAUUUUAUGCAUUAUUUUACUGUGGAGUAACUGGAGGGAGAAGAAAUUAAUUAUUUAGCUUCAGGAAGAGCUGAUCCAUUUAGAACUGUCAGAACUUCUGUUACAGUGUAGGUUGUGACAUGUAUCUGACAGCUUUUGCAGUAACAAAGGCAAUAAUCUAAAAACACAAAUAGUGGUGACUUAGGUUGGGCUCUGGUGGGGCACUGAGAUCCAGUUCUGUGAGCCUGAAUUCCCUCUCUCUUGAGCCAGUGGUGCUCCACGUUGGAAGCCACAGAGCAGCCUGCCCUGGGUGCUGUUCAUACAGAUGGCAGCUCACCCAUGAGGAAAUACAGUUACAGCUGAAAUCAGCAGCUGGGGCUUGGCUGUCUCAAAGCUGUUCAAAUGCACAGAUUCAUUUAACAAAUUGAAUCUCUCUAAUUUUUUCCUGAAGGCCUUUAGCCUCUCCUGUAGUAUCUACGCUGAAUGUAAGUCCAUCACGAAGGAGGUAUGUGUGUGUGAGGGUUUGUAGCUGUUGAAGGCUUGGAUUCACUGGAAAGGUAUAAAUUCCAGCAUCCAAUUCUCAUUACUGAGUUUUUAAUGCUGAGGAUUUGGUAGGGUCUAUUUUACCAAAAUGGAGAAAAGUCAGGGUUUACUCAUUACUGUAAAUCAGUAGUUUGAUCUUAUUUUAUAAUUGUAUUUAAGGUUAGAGCCAUAGAGCAACUUCUCAGCACUGUAAUUUUCAGUUUCUGUGUAACUGAACUAAAGAAAAAAAUAAAAAAGAAUAGGACUUAUUUGAGGGCCUCUAGGGGAGGACACUGCUGUGGUUUUGAGUGGCCUCAGCCAAUGAAUCUAGCCAGUGAUGAAGGAGAAAUUAAUUACUAAGUAUAGGUGUGCAGGGACACUACUCAGCAAGGAGUAGAAAGUUUACAAACUUGUUUUUGAGUCAUUAACUACUUGAAUAUUUGAAUUUUUUUGUUUUAAUUUUUUUAUUUUCAAAUAAAGGUGCUUGCCCUUGGAGAGCUGCAGUAUGAGGAAAUGGCCAUGCAGUGAAGGAGGUUUCAUGUAGAUAUUUAAUUUCCUUUAAAUUUAUUCAAGUUCUAAUGUUUGUUUUCAGAUUUUGAGAUAAAAAGUGGAAUAUUGCAGCCCUUCUGGAUAGGAAAUGUGUGGUUAGGCAUGACAGCAUCAGUCUUUCCUCAGUAUUGUACAAUGAGAGUUUAGUUGACACGGUUUUAGUUCAAUAUUGUGUGUAAAUCUGGUGUCUCUGCUCCCCACACUGUCACUGCCUUCUCUGACAGUAGACAACUGAUGAAGCCAAAAUCCCUAUUAACUGUUGAUAGGUGUAAUGUUUCUUCAUUAGGAAAAUGAAUGUACUACAACUGGAUGCAGUUCAGAAUUCUUCACCUUUUCAGGUGAUCUAAAAACAAUUUUGGGCUUGUUGAACAGCUAAAACAAUAGCUUACAUGGAAAUUUUCUAACGGUUUCAAAGUGCCUUCAUGUGUAAGUCUGUAUUUUGUAAUAAACAGCUAAAAAGUAUUUUAACCUGUGUUGCUGUAU
Molecule: messenger RNA, 4859 nt
Organism: Ficedula albicollis (Collared flycatcher)
Lineage: Eukaryota; Metazoa; Chordata; Aves; Passeriformes; Muscicapidae
Gene: RBL1
Product: retinoblastoma-like 1
Exons: 21
Coding region: 19-2910 (963 amino acids)
Biological process (GO): cell differentiation; negative regulation of G1/S transition of mitotic cell cycle; regulation of transcription by RNA polymerase II
Cellular component (GO): chromatin; transcription regulator complex; nucleus
Molecular function (GO): RNA polymerase II transcription regulatory region sequence-specific DNA binding
Source: RefSeq, a predicted model, not a curated record